Molecule: messenger RNA, 5109 nt
Organism: Brienomyrus brachyistius
Lineage: Eukaryota; Metazoa; Chordata; Actinopteri; Osteoglossiformes; Mormyridae
Gene: arrdc1b
Product: arrestin domain containing 1b
Exons: 8
Coding region: 1383-2651 (422 amino acids)
Biological process (GO): protein transport
Cellular component (GO): cytoplasm
Molecular function (GO): ubiquitin-like ligase-substrate adaptor activity; ubiquitin protein ligase binding
Source: RefSeq, a predicted model, not a curated record
GAGCGGCUAUUUCUUACCAUUUAUCUGCCAUCGGUACUAUAGUCCCCCGAUUGUCGCCCAUUACGCUUCUUACGGGUAUUAUAUGCUGAGGUAGCAGUGAGGAAAGUUCAGGUUUAAUUUGUGGGAUACGGAGUAUGAAGGAAACAUGUCAGUCCUAAAAUUGCAUUUAGUUCAUAACAAGUUUUCUUUUCUGACAUCUUAAGUAAGGCAAUAGAUUGCGUUCGGCUGACAGACAGAUGUCUUCGUUGCAUAGUUUUGAAGCGGAGAUCCAUCUGCUUACACGCGGAAAAGGAAGCUUUUGGCACAUUCGUAUGAAUGUUGUUGUGCAUUAGAGUCCACAUUUGAUGUCCUAAAACAGCGUCCACGAAGGGUGACAUUCAAUACAGACCGUGGCAUUGUGGCAUUCAGUUGAUACAGUCUGUAUUUUUUCUUUAAACCUUUAUGGGCAUUAAUCGGACUUAUGUACGUGUUGAAACAAUUACCCAAUUCCACUGGCGUAACCGCAAUACAAUCUUACCUAAAUGAUACUAUGGUUUAAAAAGUGAUGCAUAGAUAAGCAUAUACACUUCAACAGGUGUAUGGGGUCUGUGCCCGACAUGACACAUUCAUCCAAUAUCCGAACACAUAGAUCGUAAACAAAGAUAUAGAUUUGGGACUUAUUUAUAAUAGUGUUGUUAAUGUUAAUGUUGCUGUUCAUCUAAACGUGCGCAUUUCCUGUUAUCUAAGCAGCAGAGCUUAGGAAUAUGUAAGCAAUUAAUUUCCUUGUUGUCGGUAAAAAAAUAGAACAAGAACGUUAAUGGGCAGAACAAAUGAUUAAGGCACGUUUUGGGCUGAAUUAAUGUUAGUCACGUAAUCCGAGGAUAGGGGACUAACUGCGUACCGGAAUGACGCAACAAAUAAAGCCGCAGAGAUGAAUGUUGGCUGUGGAAGGAAGGUUAGACAUGGAGCAGGUAUGCUUCGGAGCAGAUCAGGUUUCCACAAAGGGCGUAUUGUAUGCACGGUUUCGCUGCUGCCGGGAAGUGGCCCGGCUGAACCCGGGCGCUUGGGAGCGAAACUGCCGCGCCCCGUCCGCCUUUUAGACUUCGGAGCGCUGCGGAGCCGAUCGCGGCUCCUCCCCGCGCUGAGACGUGGGGCUUUGGGCUGAUUGGGAAGACCUGGCCGGCGUUGCAGUUCUGUGAAGUGUAAAACCCAAAAAGGGUGUAUAAGUUUCAUGCACGAAUUACUCAUCAAUCCCGCGGUGGCCGCGCAUAAUUCAGCUCAUCUGAUUCUGUUCUCCUGUCUGUCACUCUGAUCGGCUGAGUGUGCAGAAACGAUCUCGGCGGUUUGUGUACAAGGAGAAAUGCAAUAAGUUGACACCCAUCUCUGGACGCAGGCACUGGUAGAUGAUGACCUUUCCUACCGCCGUAGUCUACAAGUACACAGCCGUCAAAGUGAGCUGUACAGGUGCCUGUGGGGUCUCCAACAAGAUGAACGACACCUCGUGGGCAGUGGAGGAGCAGUACUUCAACAGCACACUGUCGGUGGCAGAUAAAGGUACGCUGACGCAGGGCACUCACAGCUUUCCCUUCCAGUUCCUCAUUCCAGCUGCAGCCCCAACCUCCUAUGAAGGGCCUUUCGGGAAAAUCGAGUACAAGAUGAAAGCCGUCAUAGACACGCCUCGCUUCUCCAAGGACUACAAGGCACAGAAGUCCUUCUACCUGCUGAAUCUCUUCAACCUGAAUGACGUGCCUGACAUUGAGAAGGCCAGCUCAGCCGUGACAACGAAGAAGUUCAGCUACCACUUGGUGAAGACGGGGACACUGAUGCUGAAGGCGCGGACUGAUCUGCGGGGCUACACCCCUGGCCAGGUCAUCAAGCUGGCCGCUGAGAUACACAACAAGUCCAGCAAGGACACGGGUUGCGUGCUAGCCAGCCUCAUCCAGAAGGUGACCUACAGGAGCAAGCGAGUGAUCUAUGACCUGCGGACGAUCGCCGAGGUGGAGGGGGCGGGAGUAAAGGCGGGGAAACACGCGGAGUGGAAGGAACAGAUCAUCGUACCUCCCUUGCCUCAGUCUGUCCUGGCCGGGUGCAGGCUUAUCGAGAUCGACUACUUCAUCCAGGUUUCUCUCAAGUCACCUGAGGUGGUGGUGACACUGCCCAUCUGGAUUGGGAACAUUGCCAUCAAUCUGAGUCCCUCACGGCCCGCCCCACCUACCACCCCGGGGCCUCACUGUCCCCCACGGCCGGUCUCGCACUCGACGCCCACCACCAGCCCCGGGGCUGUGAUGCCCAGCGCCCCCCCGGCAGAGGACGACCUGGAGGAGGAGAUGGCCGCCGGGGGUCUGGCCAGCGAGGAGAUCCCGACUAAGAGCCACUCUCAGCAGGACCCCUCAGGCCAGCAGAGCACCGUGUCCCCGAACGCCUUCAGCUACGCGCCGGGACUCACCUUCCCCCAGAGCCAGCGGUGUGCGGACGGCCCGGCGCCCCUGUUCUGCGUGUCCACGGGGGCCACCAUCCCCUUCUUCUCUGAGGGCGCUGUGAACCCUGUGCCCACUUCCUGUUCCCUCAUCCUUCCGCCAGAGUACAGCAGCUCACACUACCCGCACGAGCCCCCUCCUAGCUACGAAGAAAGCUGUAGCAGCGACAACUCCAGUUUCAACAGCCGAAGUUAGACUUACAGCUGAAAUGAAAGACAAUACCACUACCAUUCUCUCCCUGCAAGGUCUUACAUCCCCCUACAGGACAGAUGGGGCAUUGCAACCUCUGACUAAAAAGAAUCUUUUUUAAUACUCCUGGAAAAGGAUUGUGACUUCCUUUUUUCCCCCCUUGUACUUUUCUCCCAUUUGUCCUUUGUCACCACAUGCAGACAGCGAGAAGAGCGUGCACAGAAACAUAGCUUGGAUGAUAGCAUCUGUGAUGCCUUAAGUCAGGGCUCAGAUUUGGACAUGGAGUCUCUUGGUUUCUCUGUUCUGUUUUCACUCCUGUUGUGACCAAAGCUGGCCUUCUGUGUGUGUGUGUGUGUGUGUGUGUGUGUGUGUGUGAGUAUGUUUGAGAAGCGACCUGCACCAAAAAAGUGAGCAAGCUUUCCAGGAGAAAGUAAAAAAAUGAGACUGUGGGUGACCGUGCCACCGCGUGCUCUGGCCACUAGGGGGAGUAUCACCACCACAUGAGGCUUACCGAACUGUCAGGUCUGACACCCUUCUCUGUGAAACCUUUAGGGAAUCCCCCCCGGCUGAUGGAAUGCCACAUGGGGCCUCGAACCACAUAACCACAGGUGCCACGAAGGUGUGUGGUGAGCUGGGAUGAAUUCAGACCCCCCCCCCCCCCCACAAGCUCACACAGUGGGGGGGGAGGGAUGGGGUACCAUCUGCUGGGUUUGCCGUAACGCCUUAUUCUUCACCAUUCCCCUGGCAUCCCCCCCCCCACCCCCACCUCGUGUUUCAGUUUUAGAAAGGUCAGAAUUGAUUAACUUGCUGAGUUUUCAUAGUAGCUGACGAAAUUGGAAAGAACAGAGACCACUUUGGAAAAAUUUAAUACUGUGAGUGAGCUUGUGUGUGUGUGUGUGGACAUGCUAGCAUGUUUUUUACUUGCAUUAAAAUCAUUACUUUAUAAAAGUGGUCAAUCCAUCAUCAAAUCGGACAUUCCUGUCUCAUAACACUUUCCUGUCGCACAUGCCUGGCAAAUAUCUACGUGAACCACUCCCUUUUCGUGCCCCUCCGUUGUUCAUCGGAACGAUACGCCAGUGUUGCUUCGUCACCGUGUCCCAGAACGACAUGCAGUAACCUUGGGCGUCAAUGAUGAUAAUUCAGUUCCACGCCAGAUAUCAACGGGCUUCCACCUGCUCCGGUCUCCCGACACCUGCUGGGAUUAGCAUCGCUCAGCCAUUUAAAGAUGCAAAGGUAAUCUUUGCCGUGAAAUGGUGCUCUGUCCCUCUCUCUUGCAACACACGACCACAGCGACACCGGUUCAUUUGCGCAGAUGUGUAUAUAGAUACGACAUAAAGGGGAUGUGCGUGCACCCAUGCCAACUUCCUGCUCCUCUCCUUUUCCGUUGUUUUUGGUAGUGUGUGAAGUCAGCAGAGGGUGGGCCGUGUUGCGAGGGGAUGGAUGGUACGAGGUCCUGCCCAGUUCCUGGCCUUCUGGGCAGGCGUGUCCAUUGAAGCACAGGGUCCUGAGUCUUCUGUGUUUUGCGGGGCAGAAGGUCCUCAGGGCUGGUCAGUAGGGGUAUCUAGGUUUUCAAGCUACUGCUGACCUGGGAACUGAAACGAGUGGUUUGUUUGGUUUAGUUGAUCGAACACAAAUUAGUUCUGGAUUCCCUGUUGUGUAGCAGCUGAAUGUUAGGUAACUGCAAUGUAAGUCUUGACUAUGGGUCAUCGUGCAGACCACUACACGUACUUUCGGUUGGUUCUGAAAGGUUCCAUAGACUUCUAGGUUGGGGCGUCUUUCCGGGUUUUGAACCAUAGUUCUGGUGGACCGUCUUUGCCAUUCCUGCUGACGUUUUGCUUGACUGGUAGAUCAGCUUGCAACAUGACUGCUGUUCCUCAUGGACCCCCCAAAAUUUUGUGAAGAAAUGCCUUAAAAUCCCAUAUGGUUGCAUGUUCCGGGGCCUGCGACUAGGAUGCAGUGAGCAGUCGUCCUUUGCUGAAAAAAGGGAUCUCCACUGCUUUUGGUGCCGUAGGUCAGAUCGGCCAAACGAUGGAGAUGCAUGCCCAUCUAGGUCCACCACAGAAUGCUCAUUUUGCUACUGCUGUUCUUGUUAAAUAGAAACUACUAACACACUCAUGAUUUUCUAGACAAAUCUCAUAUGAAAGGCAUUUUACGCUUUUAUUCUGUAAUCUUACUGAGUAAAAAUGACCAUGUUUUAAUUUUCAUCUCAAAAUGUUUGAUAGCUUUAUUAAUUUCACCUUGUCAGUUUUUUCUUCAGUUUAUGUAAAUGGUUUGUGGUUUUGUAUUUUUUUUUUUUUUUUGGCAUAGUGCUUGCUGUUUUCUAUCUGUGACCCCGAUUACUGCUUCCCUUCUGUAUCCAGACACUGAUUUGUCAAGAGCACCUUAGUGAAUCUAUGUUAAAUCUCUGCAACAUAUUGUUUCAAAUCAAACACCUAAAUGGUAUUAAUAAAAUUGUUUUAAAAUG